UCCUCUCCCUGGUUGGGUGAGAGAGACUCGGAAGCAUUUGCGGAGAAGGCAGGCUGCAGAGAAGAGGGACAAAAAGGCGAAGGAAGAGGCGCAGGGAGAGAAAUACAGCCUUUGGCCUAUUUUAGCCUUUUUAUGAUCCAGAUUUCUCUUGAAGCAUUGUUUUCUGCCAGAGGAUGCUGAUAUGAUGGAACAACAAAAGAAGCGAACUGUGACACUCAAGGGAUUGGAGAAAGUUGAGGCUCCCAUUGAUUAUUCUAAUACAAAAAUAAAGAUAGAAGAAGAGGAGGAACCUUGUAUAGUAAACCGCCAAGACUCUGAAGCAAACACAGUCAUCUCAGGCUUUCCUACUGUGGCCUUAAAGAUAGAAGAGGAAGAAGAAUCCUGGACAAUGGAUGAUCAGGAUUGUGAGCAAGAAUUUCACGGAGAAAUAAUAAAGAUGGAGCCAGAAGAAGAAUCAUGGACAUCGCCUAAUCACAAUUGUGAGCAAGGACCCCGGUGGGAAUCCAUAUUUUCUACAUGUAGAAAAACAGCAGCAUGUCCAACAACAACACAAGUGCAGCCACACUCCCAAACAAGUGACGGACCCCUCCCACCACCAAACUAUGAAUGCCCUUUCUUCUAUGCGGGUAUGGCGACAAAAAGAAAGAAGGUUGUUGUAUCAAUGGAACAGAAACUUGAGGCAAUCAAGAGACUGGACAAAGGAGAGAAAAUGAAGGAUGUAGCCGACGAGUAUGGUGUCGCACGGGUAACAGUAGGAGACUGGAAAAGGAAUCGAUUGGAGAUAGAAAAAUGGUGUUCCUCCAGAAUUACCGAUGGUUCACUAAAAGAGAGGAAAACGAUGAAAAAGUGUGACUAUGAAAAAGUUAGUGAAGCUUUGUAUGUUUGGUUUACGCAGUCCAGAGACAAAGGUGUGCUUAUUUCAGGACCUAUUUUACAGCAGAAGGCGUUGCAUUUUAGAAAGGAAUUUAAUGAAGGGGACCCAGAUUUUACAGCAAGUGUUGGUUGGCUCGACAGGUGGAAGAAACGUUAUGGAAUCCGUCAAUUAAGUGCUUGUGGUGAGAAGCUGUCGUCAAAUUAUCAAGAAAUGGAGGCAUUCAAGAAAAGAUUUCAAGACUUUGUUGAAACUGAAAGCCUCACAGGUGAUCAGAUUUUUAAUUGUGAUGAAACCAGCCUCGAUUACAAAAUGUUACCCAAUAUGAGUCUUGCAGCCAGAACUGAAGCAGCAGCCCAUGGCUAUAAGCGCAAUAAAGAAAGGCUGACAAUUUUAGCAUGCAGCAAUGCUACAGCAAACCACAAAAUGGACCUCGCAAUGAUUGGGAAGUCCAAAAAUCCAAGAGCCCUUAAAACAAUUUCAACAAACGCUCUUCCUGUAAAAUACUACAAUCAAAAAAGUGCGCAGAUGACCCGUGAAAUUUUCAAAGACUGGUUUUUUAAGGAAUUCGUUCCUUCCACAGAGAAAUAUUUGAAAGAAAAUGGCCUCCCCAGAAAAGCAGUUUUGUUGCUAGACAACGCCCCGACGCACCCUGAUGCAGAGGAGCUUCAAGAUGGGGACAUUAAGGCUAUGUUUCUGCCACCUAAUGCAACUGCCAUAUGCCAACCGAUGGAUCAGGGCAUUUUGGAUACGCUAAAAAGGAACUAUUGCAGGAAGCUACUGUCGACAAUGAUAGAAGAAAUUGAAGAAGGGCAAGACAUAACUGAAAAAUUGAAACGCAUCAAUGUAAAGGAAGUCGCUUAUUGGGCUGCAAGGGCCUGGACUGAUGUUAGGGCUCCGACAAUUGCCAGGUCCUGGAUGAAGUUGUUAGGUGAAGAUAAAGAUGAAAUUAUGGAAAGAGAAAGCACAGAUGAAACCGAAGAAGGCAUUCUACCCUUAGUGCACCGCAUCCCUGGGUGUGAGAAUGUGUCUUCGCAAGAAGUUGAAAGCUGGAUGAACGAAGACCAUCAGUAUCAAAUUACUGAUGAAGAAAUUGUUGCUCUUAUCAAUGACAAUGGCGAUGGUGAAGAAAUUGAUGAUCAAGCAUCAGCUGCUGAGCCUCUCAGAAUCUCCCACGAAGAUGGGGUUAGGGCUCUAGAAGCCGCAAUGAUGUACAUCGGGCAACAAGAAGAAGCUACGGGGAUCGACAUAAUGAUGCUGCAAAGAUGGCGAGACUUGGCAGCGAAGAAACAGCAAUUGUCGGAAAAGCAGGCAAGGAUCGCAGAAUUUUUGAAAUCUUCACAGAACUGAACUUUUUACGGAUUUAACUUCCGACAGUGCUGUUACUGUAAGUUCAUAUUAUGCAAUUCUAUCUUUAUUUGUAGCCAAUUUUUUAGUAGUUAAUGUUUAUGUAGCCAAUUUUUUCAAUACAUUGCGAUGGUUCAGUGCUAGAUUCAUAAAUACAGUAAUUACUACAUAACUUUAUCAUGUGUUGAACUGUUUUCUCUGUGGAUUUGUUGUAAAACAUGAUGUUUUGGUGCUUAAUCAUAACGUAAUUUGAUGUUUAAUAGGCUUUUCCUUAAUCCCUUCUUAUUUUCCAACAUUUUUGCUUAUCUAACAUUCUGCCAGCCUGUUUAAAUUGGAUAAGUGAGACUCUAUUGUACUUAUGAACCCACGUAGGCUCUAAGAUCUGCUGGGGAGGCCCUCCUUUUGUCCUGCCACUGCCACAAGUGCGGUUGGUGGGGACAAGAGAGGAGGCCUUCUCAGUGGUGGCCCCCAGCUUUGCAAUUUCCUCCCACAGGAAAUUAGACAAGCCCCAAGACCACCUUUCGUAGGGACCUGAAAACUUGGUUGUUUCAGCUUGCUUUUGACAACGCCUAGUCCCUAGUCACAACUGCCCAGUUCCUAGGUUCCACAGAAUAUGCUACUCUCUUCAUUUCAUCCAAUACUCGGUCCUGUCUAUGCUGCUUGCACUACCCCAUGCCCAGUCCUUGCAUACCCUGAUCAAGCCCAUUGUACUGUGGCAACUGGUUUCACUGAAUAUUGUUACCCAGCCAUUUUAUAGUAUGUUUUAUUGAAUUUGUGUUUUUAACCGUUUUGGUUUUUUUAAAUGAUGUUUUAUUUUAGCCUUGUUUUUUGCUUUGAUGGAUUGUUUGUAUUUGUGCCUAUGGGCAUUUUGUAAGCUGCCCAAGUCCCAUGUGGGAGAUGGUGGCAGGGUAUAUGAAUAAAGCUGUUGUUGUUGUUGUUGUUGUUGUUAUUGUUAUUGUUAUUAUUAUGUAUUUAUUCUUUGGACAACCACAAUCUUCCUUGAAUGUUUAGUGAUUUAAAUUCACCAUUGCUUUUACACUAAUAAAUAAUGUCCAAGUUUUAUCAAA
This is a messenger RNA of Anolis carolinensis (green anole), 3285 nucleotides long. RefSeq names its product jerky protein homolog-like. The transcript has 6 exons. The record is from RefSeq and is a predicted model, not a curated record. Bases 182 to 2221 code for a protein of 679 amino acids. Gene Ontology annotation, molecular function: DNA binding. NCBI's taxonomy places the organism in Eukaryota, Metazoa, Chordata, Lepidosauria, Squamata, Anolidae. Gene Ontology annotation, cellular component: nucleus.